AUGUCUACCGUCUUGAGCAAGAUCGCUGAUGGCAAGAUUCUCCCGCAUGAUCCUCAACCUGGGUCUGAACAGGGACCUGACGUAAAGUCGGAAGUACACACCCAGCUACCCAGCUCCGAUGAGCUUCAGUCCUCCACCAAAAAGCAGUACACAACUCACAGAAUGCGAGUACCAGAACUGCUUAACCCUGCUUCGACCAGUUCUGAGAUGAUGCUGCCCGAAUCAAGCCAAUCUGCCGAGGAACAACCCGGCCUGACUCAGCCAGAGUCAGAUAAUUGGAAUGAUAAAAAGACUGGGCUCACUCUGGGCAAUGGCCAGUUGAGGCUGAAGAUUGAGAACUGGCAGACACCGUGCCCGACGUUCAUCGUGGAGAACAACCCCAAGGGCAACCCUAAGGGAAACCUUCAGGGGGUUGUUGAAGGCCCAAAAUUGGUAUACAUUGACUUCACGAUUCCCACCAAUCACCCAGGUGGCAUGCUGGGGAUCAUGCAAUCGAUCGAAGCACUCUUCAUGUUUCCACAGAAGAUUGGCAUGAAGAACAUCGAGCCAGGUUGUGCAGCGGCUGAUCGAGAGUCAAAUAAUCCAAAGAGAGAGAGCCAUUACAUCGACUGGACAUCCCAACGGGACACAUGCGGCUGCCGAGUAACCUGGAUGAAAGCGAAAGAAACAUCGCCAAUCAUCAAGUUCAAGUUCGUCAGUAGACGGAAUGAAAGACGCGAGGAGCAGAUGAUAGCCACCGUUGAUGAGCGUGACCCGUUUUAUCAGAUGAUCUCUAAAAAGGACCCUAACACUUACGGCCAAUACAUGGCACUUCCGGUCCGGAUUUGGCUGCGCAUUCAGUGGAUGAUUGCAGAGACUGGGGACACUGGUGACAGCAAACUGUUUGGAAAAUUGAUUGCUGAUCACAAUCCCCCUUUUCGAAGAAAGAAUAAAGGGAGAAUGGCAUCAAAGAACAUGCCAAACAGAGCCCAAGAAUCUUCCACGGCUCAAGAAGGAAGUUCUAAAGACGAAAAGUCCGAUGCGUCAGUUGUGCCAAGAACGCGGCAGUCAGUGUUAGGGCAAGAACAUACAAUGGAGAUAAUGGGAAGUCAAGAGUUGACCGAGGAAGAGUUGCUUCAUGAAGAGUCGCCACAUGAAGAGUCGACCGAGAAAGGGUUGGCCAAGAGAGUUUCUACGCUCACUAUUGAUACCCAGAAAAGCAACAAAAGGUCAAAGGGCAAGGGUAAGCGUAAGGGCAAGCGCACGCCUGGUUGGUCUGGCUCCGACUCAGGAAAGAAGGACGCAGACCACGUCACCCGUCACAUUAAAGAAUGUGUUACAGACCAACGUGGUGACCAACAUUGUGACAACCAGCGUGUCGACUUACUUUCGGGGGUGCAGGACAUCGCUCGACGGGAUGUCCAGACUGAGCAGCAGCUUGCGGCAGUUGCUGGCCAACAAACAGUCAAUGCCCCCCGAUCCCCUAUUACCCCCAUCACCCCCAAUGGCUUGACUGCCCCAUUUUCUCCAUCAUUCGAGACGGCCCGAACCCACCCCUCCCCCCCACACUCCCCUCCCCUCAUCCUCACUUUCACCUUUCUUCACACCUAUGAGCACCCCAUGGAAGAAAGAGAAUAG
Penicillium crustosum is the source of this 1617-nucleotide messenger RNA. RefSeq lists its product as uncharacterized. NCBI's taxonomy places the organism in Eukaryota, Fungi, Ascomycota, Eurotiomycetes, Eurotiales, Aspergillaceae. The transcript has 2 exons. The coding region runs from base 1 to 1617 and encodes 538 amino acids. The record is from RefSeq and is a predicted model, not a curated record.